This is a messenger RNA of Maniola jurtina (meadow brown), 4962 nucleotides long. RefSeq lists its product as uncharacterized. Bases 202 to 3474 code for a protein of 1090 amino acids. The record is from RefSeq and is a predicted model, not a curated record. The transcript is spliced from 6 exons. Lineage: Eukaryota; Metazoa; Arthropoda; Insecta; Lepidoptera; Nymphalidae.
CAGGCUUGAGGUUUUAGUUAUGCGCGAGUCGUCUAUUCGAAUGAGCGUGCGUUCAGUUCAGUGACAGAGAAUAUCCGUGCCGAUGUUUCAGUGAUCAAACAUUAUUGACGUGACAGAAAAAGUUCUUUCCUGUGAUUACAAUGGUCGGAUAAUCUCGUGGCGAUUCACUUUAUAUUGGCGAUAGCAUCGAUGGCUUGAGCCAUGUUCCGCACGGCGUCAGCUGAGGGCUCCGGGCCGAGGACGCCGCCCGCCUACGCCCCGCAUCCUCCCUACGUUCCACCCCGCUUCUUCCCGCCUCGAAUCCGCCCACCGCCGCCUCAGUACUGCUUCGAUGCUGCCCGCUUCGCUUGCGACGCUUCUAAACCUCGAUACCUCGACGUAGAAAGAGAAAGACUCGUCACGAGAUGGCUAGCGGAGGCCAACGAAGCGCUAGUCCGAAGAGACCGACCGCCGAGAUACAAACCGAGGAGUAGCGAACGUAGGCCGGACUUCUUGGAGCGACGGCCGAAUGCACCCGAAUGGGCGGACAAUUUUCUUCUCGGACGACGGAAUGGUUCCGCCGAGCCGGAAGACGAAACUAGUGAUGUGAUGACGCUAAAAGAGUUUGUUGAUAAGUUUUCCUUGCCUCGUGUCGUGAGGUUCGAAGGAGAAGAUAGGGCUGUGCUGUUAUAUCGUGUGUUGGAAGCUCAUAGGCGGGUCGAAGCCGUGCCGUUGUCGGGGAAGAAAGGAAAGCUGGUUGGGAAGCCGCUCUACAUCCCCGAUUCUUACGAUGGCUGGUUUUCGGCGUGUGGGUGUCGCGGCGGGGCUCUCGCGACGCCCCGGGGCUCCAUCGCGGCGCUGCUCCGGAGUAGAGCCUUCGCGCUCGUGUCGCCGCGUGCCAUCUCCGCCUAUAGAGCAAGGCCUACUUCUGAAAGUGGUAGAGUGGGUGCGCAAUACGAGAGAGCAGCAGCGCGGCCGGGGACACCGUUGAGGCUGGCGGGCGUCUUCGCGGACGGCAGCAAAGCAAAAGCACCGAAGUAUGCCCAACUCAUCGAUCCGCAAGGAAAUGAGCUCUUCGUGCCCAUCAACACCAAGGGCGAGAUGUACGAGGUGUGCCCCGAAGAGCUGUCGCCCACGGAAUAUGAGGACAACCCAUCCACCGCGCCGGUGCCAACUGACAUAGCGCAGAGAGCUCAUCGUCUACCGCAUCUGCUAAGCCUGUGGAGACUUCCAACUCGAGUCCGGCUACUGGCCGGCACUGUACCUAUUGAAAUGGCGCAUGAUGUCGGAGACGAUCUACUGCUGCGAUCGGCAAGCACUGAGCCAGUAUUGGUUAUGUGUACUCUACCAGAAUAUAAUUCCUUGCCGUCGAGUCCGAGCAAGCAGGUGGAUCCGCGCUACCAUGCGAAGGAGACGCUCCAGCUGCUUCCACUCAACAGCAACAUCAAGGUCCGUAGAACGCAGCUCGGAUUCGAAAAUGAAAAGAGAAUGUUUCUGUCCGCUCGUCUCCAGAAAGCACUAACCUUCUGUCAACUGAACGUUGACAACUGGAUCAGGCAGAUCUCGUACGCAAACUCGACUGUCGUAAGCAAAGCAAAAACAGCCGAGGAUCUUAUCAAAGAAGACCACGAACCAGUUAAGUUUGAAAAAGAAAAGAAAUUCACCCUUCAAGGCUUAAAGCUAGACCCGACGAGACUAUUUGGUAAAAGUGAUAAAGUAUUAAAAGAUAUACCUGAUGAAACAGAGGGUUCCAUAAUAUUUUUAAGUAAAAACGAACUCGAGCAUAUGAACUACGAUGUUUAUAGCGACGAUGAAGGUAAGGAUGAUAAAAACGAAGAAAAAGUAGAUUCGGAACAGUUCACUAAUGAUAAAAUGCACGUAUUUAGAGAAGACUCCGAAAAGAAGAAAGGGAAUUGGUUCAAAAAUUUAAAACUGUUAAAGAGCACAGAAAAGUUGAACGACAAAAUAACAGCUAUAGAAAACAGUGAAAAAUAUAGAGAUAUUAAAGAUCCCUUUGAUCCAUUGGGUGAAAAACAUAGUUCAAUUGAACGAUAUCAAGAUAUGGCUAAACUUAUUGAAGAUCGGUUUGGAGCGUUUCGAAAGAAUGACGGGACAGCUGAAAAGAGUCACUCCUAUAAAAGUCUUACAACGUCUUCAUCUGAAAUGGGUACUAGUCAAUGUAGUUCCAGUCACAAGAAACCAGUACUGACAAAAUCAGUGUCGGUACAGACGGGCAUGCCAGACGGCUCUUGCACGGAAGAGGAAGACAGCGGUAUCAACAUGAAGCACGGUCGCAAAAACCUUAGUGUAGAUCAAAUAAACUAUUGUGGUUCAAUGGAAAGUGAUUCGAGUUCUGGAAGAAAACUAAAAUCGUUAGAUGAAAAUAUGCUAAAAAAAUCAUCAGCAACAAAAUCCUCCACAAAUCUCGAGAGACGACAAAGGAUACAACCGGAUUUAAUACCCGAAAAGGCUAUGGUAAAAUCAGAGUCGUAUAACCAAAUACAAAGCUGCGAAGAUAUCAAUAUGUUUGGAGCUGGCUCACUUUAUAAUGAUAAUGACUUCGAAAUAAAUUAUAAGCAACACUCAUUCAUCACUGAAAAAUUAUGUUCUGAAUUUCAUGUUAAAACAAAAAGGGUAUUAAGCAAGUCCACCUCAAAUUUACUGCACCCUAAAAAGCCUAGCGACAAAAAAGAAGGUAACAACAGUAACAGUAUGCCAACCAAAACCGAGCGCUCCAGCGAAACUGAGAAGCUCGUUAAUUUUAGAAAGAAAAUUGAUAAACCCAGGGCGCCUACACCCAAAUCCGAAAUAGAAGAUUCAGUUCCCGUAGAUAUAUCGGAAGAAGAACCUCAACUACAGAAGAAGCUAAGACGAUCUAUAUCUUCUAUUCAAAAGCGAAAGUUACCUGUUAUUGAAGAUUUGCCAUAUGGUCAAGUAGCGGAUGCUGUUCAUUUAGAAGAGGAAAAAUUAGAUAUUGAUUCAAGUUCUGAUAAUAUAUAUGCCGAAAUUUGUACACCCAAUGGUAAUAAAACCAGUGAAGAAGAUAAUUACGACUACAAUGUAGACGUACUUGCAACGGACCCUGUGAUAUGCAAUGUCAAACAAGAAAUCAUUAAUCGCAACGACGAAAGAGCUAGACAGAUGAGUAUUAACCAAGAUAAUUCUUUUAGGCACAUCGAAGUUGUGGUGAUAGAGAAAACUACAGAUUUCGAGUUGGAUAAUUCGAGCGUUGCAUCCAGUGAAUUCGAUGAAACGGGAAGUAAAAAUGAUGUAUCUAUAGCAAUAGAUUCUUGGGAGCGUGAUAAGAGUGCGGAUCCAAAACACCACGCUAUUAGAUUAGAAAUAACUAGCAAUAUGGACGAUUACCCAGUUGAGAAUCAAAUCUUAGAAACCACAGAGGUUCACCUUAGUAAAGAUAAUUCUUUAAGUUUUAGCAAUAGUAUCCAUUUGAAUGGUACAUAUCCCAACGAGGCCAUCUAUGAUACUUUAAAAUAGAAUAGUUGUAUUAUAUUAUUGCAAAUUAAUUACACGUAAGAGUCACAAAAAAUAUACAAGUAGUCACAUACUUUGAAAAGUAUCAAAAUGUCGCCUCCAUAUCACUUUAUUAGAAUUUUGCUUUGUUUUAUAUAAGGUAUAUUUCAAGUAAGCCCGUGUCAUAUAGAUGGUAAUAUUAUUGCGAAAUAGAGGCUGAAACUUCGCGAACGACUUCACCUAAUUUUUAGCAAAAUCAAUAUUAAAAUAAUUUAUGAAGUGUGGAAUUGGACUAUGAGACUCCUAUAAACGACAUUCACCUUGAUACACCAUUUAUCUUAUGUUAUUUUGAUCAACCACUAAGUAUUCUGUAUUCUACAAUUAAGUAUAUACCUACAUAUUUUGAAAUUUUGAACAGAAAAUUUUGAAAGUACAAGCUUUGGGUACUUAUCUUACUUAUUAUGCGGGUCUUAUGAUAGUGAUCGUAAAACAAGCAGGUUGUCCAAUUUGAAGUUGCUAGAUGGCGGUUUGCGCAGAUCAUAGACAAACCAUUAAUUAUACACAAACCAAGUUGAGAUCUGUUUUUUUACAUUGCGCAGCCAUAGCCCAUACGCCUUGUGUUUAGACUUCAGAUUGGACUACUUAUUGCGCGCACUACCCGCACCCCGAAUUGGUUUCUAUCGGUCUAUUAAAAUAAACCAUUUAUUACUCUUUUCUGUGCAUCACACACCCUACACAACAUUAUAUUUAAAAGUGUAUGUUGAAAGAUUACCUUAUUCUUUUUACAAUAUCUAAGUUGGGCUUAUGUAAUAUUUUGGCACCUACCUACCUAUUGUGUAAUUUUAAGUAAUAAACGCAAAAUGUUUCAUUUUAAUAAUAAACAAGAUCUCCAUUCUAAAGAUGGCCAAAAUCGGUGCUACUAUAGGUGCUCAAAUUAAUUGUAAUUCUAUUUUAUUAAGGCCACACUAUGUAGAAAUAAAGCCCUUUUGAACCCAUUCAUUCUGGUAGGAGAAAUACAGUAAGUACAAUAUCGUUCUGUAAAUUAAUUGUUCUUAAUACCAACGAAAUCACAUCGCGAAACAUUUGAUAGAUUUUGAACGUCGUACACUACCUAUAACGUCAGAUGUACCUACCACAUAUAGUUCGUAUUAAAGCCAGUGCCCUAAGCAGAUUAAAAAAAAAUAUACAUAAAUAGAAUGUUUCAAUACUCGAAAUCUAUCAACGUAUAUGCAAACUCAUGCUAAGCAUAGAGAUGACAAUAGAAGUUUAGAAAAUGACUUGAAUUUAUUUUAUGAAAUACCUACAUUUACGUUACCUGUGUAACAAUCGGGCUCUAUUUCUAAGUAUCACAUAUCACAUGACAAUUAUGUUAUUUGUAAAUUUUUGUAUUAUAUAGUUUUAAAUGUUGUAUGAUAAUAAUUUUUAAAUCGAUUUAAGUCUGAUGCUCUCGAAAACGAAAUAUAAAUAUAUUGUUUCAGAGAUGCUUUCAAGAUACGAAUAAACGAAUACCUA